UCACACAUUGAACAAUGUGUCAAACUCGUAAAACCAAACAUUUAAUUCCGGCACGUGGACAUGUGGUUGAGGAAAUAAGACAAAAUUAUUAAAAUAUACAAGAAUAGUUGACUUCACAUUAUAUAGAUGCAGAAAGGACGUAGCUAUGUAAAAUUAUAUCGUUAUGUAACGAAGAUAAAUAAAUUUUCAUUCAUGUUUGAUUCAUUUUAUACGAAAUUUCUUAUCACUAAACGCCAAUCUACAUCUGUCAAAUUACCACAAAUCACGACACGAGCAUACAUGAGGGGUUUAGCUUGCAAAAUAUUUAAUUGAAUCAAAAGAAUCAGCAAAGUAUUAUCUAUGAACAGAGUGUUGUAAAUAAUCAAAUUGCUGUUAAAAAUUUAACACAAUGUUAAGUAAAACAAGGUUAUUGCGCAACGUAGGCGCUUUGAAAAAUUGUCUUUCUGCUAAUAUUGAGUUCGGAAAUGCUGGUACAUUUUUAGCUCCAAUUCAAGUCAGGGAAAAAGCAAGCACACCUAUCAAUACUGUUGUUAUGUUUGUUCCACAACAAGAGGCAUGGGUAGUUGAAAGGAUGGGUAAAUAUCAUAGAAUAUUAGAGCCUGGUUUAAAUUUGCUCAUCCCAGUUAUCGACACAGUCAAGUACGUACAAAGUCUUAAGGAAAUUGCAAUAGAUGUCCCAAAACAAAGUGCCAUUACCUCUGAUAAUGUUACAUUGAGCAUUGAUGGUGUGCUGUACUUGAAGGUAAAUGAUCCAUUCUUGGCAUCUUAUGGAGUUGAAGAUCCUGAGUUUGCUAUCAUUCAAUUAGCACAGACUACAAUGAGAUCAGAACUGGGUAAAAUAUCUCUUGACAAAGUUUUUCAAGAAAGAGAAGGUUUAAAUAUUAGCAUUGUUGAGAGUAUAAAUAAGGCUAGUGCAGCAUGGGGAAUAGCCUGUCUUCGUUAUGAAAUUCGUGAUAUAAGACUGCCAGAACGAGUUCAUGAAGCUAUGCAGAUGCAAGUAGAAGCAGAAAGGAAAAAGAGAGCAGCCAUUCUUGAGUCAGAAGGAAUUAGAGAAGCUGACAUUAAUAUAGCGGAGGGUAAACGACAAGCAAAAAUUCUUGCCUCCGAGGCUGAAAAACAAGAAUUUAUCAACAAAGCUAAUGGUGAAGCUGAAGCUAUGCUUGCAGUUGCAUCAGCUCGUGCAAAAGGACUGAAAAUUAUUGCUGCUUCUUUAGAUGAUAGGCAUGGAAAAAAUGCAGCUGCACUCACAGUUGCAGAAAAAUAUAUUGGAGCAUUUGACAACUUGGCUAAGACCAACAACACAUUAAUUAUUCCAAAAAAUGUUGGGGAUGUAAGCAGCUUUGUAGGCCAGGCAAUGGCUAUUUACAAGCAUGUUGCAACAGAUCAAUGGUCUACUCCUUCCCCACAAGCACCUAUGAAUAUUGAUAAACAACAACCUGUUCCUCAUGAAAUAAAAGCUUCAGAUGAUUCUUAUGAAUAUUUCAGUGAUAAGGAUGAGGCAGAAAGUCACAAAGAAAAAGCCAGAAGCAAGCAAUCUCCACAGACAACAUAA
This is a messenger RNA of Phymastichus coffea, 1552 nucleotides long. RefSeq names its product stomatin-like protein 2, mitochondrial (gene Stoml2). The transcript is spliced from 9 exons. Lineage: Eukaryota; Metazoa; Arthropoda; Insecta; Hymenoptera; Eulophidae. The coding region runs from base 389 to 1552 and encodes 387 amino acids. The record is from RefSeq and is a predicted model, not a curated record. Gene Ontology annotation, cellular component: membrane.